Molecule: messenger RNA, 924 nt
Organism: Cladocopium goreaui
Lineage: Eukaryota; Dinophyceae; Suessiales; Symbiodiniaceae
Source: the annotation of a GenBank genome assembly
AUGCAUCGCACCACCGCACCCCAGGACGCCCAAUUUCUAUGCCUCGAUGGUGCAGUGGCGCUGGCAACCACCACGCGCUUGGCGGUGUAUCGCUUUCAACUGCACCUGCAGGAUACCUCGGAUGACAUCAAGCGCCUACAGAGGCGCCCCUGGGCCAUAGCCAGGUUGGGCUCCUACAAAUGCUGCGGACUCUUGGCCCUGCCCAAAGAACCCACGGGCGACACCGCGAUGGGAUGGGGACUGCAGGCCCACGGGAUGGAUUUGCAUGGCAUUUGCGAGUACUGUGGGGAGCUCAAACCCUUGGAAGAGGUGGGACGCUGCGAGACCCCGGAAGUGGAGGAACCCACCCACUGCUAUUCCUGUGGCGGUGGGCCGCUGGAGUUCAGCACCAGCCAAGCAAGGAAGGGAAGCCAUGCGCGCUGCCCGGAGUGCGUGGCGGCCAAUCGAAAGCAGCGAUUUGCGCCUUUUCAGCAGCGCGCCAGCCAUGGCGAUCAGGACCUGGACGCCGAGCUGCUGCAGAGCGUUGAGGCGCUGGACGAGGCGCGGGUGCUGGAAGCGCUGGAGGCGGGUGCUGAUGCGGACUGCUCCCGGCCGCUGCUCCUGCGCGACGCCAAUGCCGGCCCCUGUCUUUUCCGCGCCGCCUACCGCGGCGACGGCCGCGCGGUGCCGGAGGAGGCACCGAACCAGCCGACGAGUCCGUUGAAGAUGGCGGUCUUCCGUCUAUCAGAUUGUAUGCUGGAUGAGACGACACGAAUGAGGCUGGUUUCCAUCGCCCAAGCGUUGAUCGAACAUGGCGCACCUGUGGCGCCCGCACGGCAUCUCUUUGAAUUGCGCUAUGGGCCCUGUGAGCGUGAAGGCGAUGACGCUGACGCUGAUGAAGCUCCCAAUGCCUUCCAUCAUUUGUACAACCUCCUGCGCGAGUAG